AUGCAGGCGGCGCCCAUGCGUGAUGAUGACGACAACUCGGAGGGCAGCGAGCAGAAGACACGGGAUGAAGGCGAAAAGAGCUGCUCGGAAGACUGCCGAGUGGAAGCCGGCGGCAAGGGCAAAUCGAAGACGAAGACCAAGUCGAAGCCAACGAAACCAGCGAAGGUGAAGAAGUCGAAGGAGACGAAAACGAAAGAGAAGAAAUCAAAGAUCAAGGCGAAGAAAACUAAAAGCCCGAUGCAAUCGAAGGAGAAGAACAAGAAGUCGGGCAAGGACACGAAGAAGACGGCCGGAUCGAAGGAGAAGAAAGCGGGUGGCUCAAAAGAGAAGAAGGCGGGCGGCGGCGCGUCGAAGGAGAGGAAGGCGUCCAAGGAGGGCAAGCACAAAGUUGAAGUCGAGAAGAAAUCGCCCGGAAACGAUGAGCCAAAAGCCGACGACAAACCGAAGGAGGAGAAGCCGAAAACGGACGAUGAAAAGGAUACAAGCAAGUCCAAGUCGGACCAGAAGUCCGACCGGUCGGACGAGUCGGUGAAAACGGAGCGACAACCCAAGAAGUCCAUCAUGCAGAAGCUCGUCGGCGUCUUCAAGAAGAAGCCGGCCGCCGGGAAAUUAGCGGAUGUUGACUGGGAUCAGCCGGACCCGUCGCCCGGCACGCUCAACCCACAAGACAAAGCCCCGGAAACCGAUGGAGCCAAAAGCCCGGAGACGCAGCCCGCCCCCGAUGGUGCCGCCCCGCCAGCUGCUGCAGCUCCCGAGAAGUCUGAGAAU
Molecule: messenger RNA, 768 nt
Organism: Mesorhabditis spiculigera
Lineage: Eukaryota; Metazoa; Nematoda; Chromadorea; Rhabditida; Rhabditidae
Source: the annotation of a GenBank genome assembly